ACUAGCCUCCUCUGGUGUUAUCAUCAAAUUCAGCAAUAAUGGCUGUGUCGGGUGUUUGCUUAUUCCCCUUAGCCACACCAACAACAACACAGAGGCCUCGCCCAAGUCUCCUCUUCUUCUCUGCAUACACAUCCUCUUCUUAUUCCCACAAAUUCACAAGAGAAUCAAAAGACACUCCUAAAGAUUACCCCUCAAUCUGUUUGGGAAAGAGAAUGCUCAGCCUCUCCAUUGUAGCACUUGUCUUUGCUUCAUCACCAAUAACCACCAGCAUUUCUAUAGCCAUGGCUGAAGAUCUUCAGCUUCAAAGAUACACUGAUUCGAAAGAGGGUUUCACUCUCCUCACACCCCCUUCUUGGAUUAAGGUUGAUAAAGCAGGGGCAACUGUUCUGUUUGAGGAGCCAAACAAAGGAGCUAACAAUGUUGGUGUUGUGGUUAACCCUGUUCGUCUUACCAAACUUGAAGAAUUUGGGAGUCCUCAAUUUGUUGCAGAUAAGCUUGUUCAAGCUGAAAGGCGCAAGGAAAGUACAAAGGACGCUGAGGUAAUUGCAGUUUCAGAGAGAUCAGGCAAGGGAGGCCUACGAGUGUAUGAGUUUGAGUACAAAGUUGAUAGCACCAGAGGAGGGCUAAAAAGGAUAUUUUCAGCUGCAUUUGUGGCCUCUAAGAAGCUCUACAUCCUUAAUAUUGCCCACUCUGACAAACCAGAGAGUCCUCUGGACAUGAAUAGAAGAAAGAUACUGGAACAAGUUCUUCAUUCCUUUGAUGCUGCGCCUUCAACAUGAAUGAACAUCACUGUUCAUUCUUUUGUCACAAUGAUUUCAUUCUUUACACUUCUGCUCUAGUGUUCAAAGCCAAAGGUGCUAAUGCUUGAGCAUGGUAAAUGACAUCGGUGUCUUUGCAUGGUAAAUAAUGAAUGAAUGUUCGCAUUCUUGUCAAUGUUAGUUUCAUUAGUACGAUGAGGAUCCUUCCUAUGAUUCUCUAACUUGAUACAUUAUUUUGUUCAAUAUUGAAAUGGGAAAUACCCAAAUAAGUAGAGAGGGAUUUGUAUAUCCGAUGAAAUUGUAUUGGACAAUUCAAUUUGCUUUUUGUUUUUUGGCCCAUCCAAAAUACAGUUUUGGACGGCUAUUUUAGUGUGUGCUUGAUUUCCAUCUAUAUGCUUGAAGUAGUCAGUUUAAUCAUUUUUUUGUCUGCUUUA
Messenger RNA from Camellia sinensis, 1192 nucleotides. RefSeq names its product Photosystem II reaction center PsbP family protein. Lineage: Eukaryota; Viridiplantae; Streptophyta; Magnoliopsida; Ericales; Theaceae. Gene Ontology annotation, molecular function: calcium ion binding. Gene Ontology annotation, biological process: photosynthesis. Gene Ontology annotation, cellular component: extrinsic component of membrane; photosystem II oxygen evolving complex; photosystem II. The record is from RefSeq and is a predicted model, not a curated record.